Molecule: messenger RNA, 1226 nt
Organism: Xiphias gladius (swordfish)
Lineage: Eukaryota; Metazoa; Chordata; Actinopteri; Istiophoriformes; Xiphiidae
Gene: rspo2
Product: R-spondin 2
Exons: 6
Coding region: 299-1159 (286 amino acids)
Source: RefSeq, a predicted model, not a curated record
GGGAUCUAAUCUUUGACAGAGGGGAGGAAAGGAAAACCCCCCUUUCACCGCUACCACCUUUUUCCUCCUCCUCGGACCUCUGCUCUCUUCUGGAGACACGAGUUUCUCGCACAUAAAGGGAUGCUGCAUGUUCCCGAGCCACACUUGCACUCAGAGGGAACCUAAAGUGGGACCGGAGCGGAAUUACACUUCAUCUGAUGCAAGCGCACCAAAACGGACACUUGUGGUGACUGGAGGAUCAGCGCGCUCCAUAAAAUGAUCCCAAUCGGCGACGUGAUGCCAUGUCGCACCUCGUCUGAUGUUUGACACAUUUGAGGAGCGACUAAAAGAACUGGAGGAGGACAUUACGAAGUCAGAGAAUUCAUCCCGAGCCCCCGCUGGUACCUUUUUACUGGAGUCCGAGCAACAGAUCGCCGUCCAGAUGCAGUUUCGACUCUUCUCAUUUGCCCUGAUCGUUUUGAACUGUAUGGAGUACAGCAACUGUCAGGCGCCGUCGCACCGCUGGAGGAGAAACAAAAGAGCUAGCUAUGGAGCGUACCCCGUCUGUAAAGGCUGCUCGGUGUGCUCCAGGGACAACGGCUGUGUAAACUGCCAGCCCAAACUCUUCCUGUUUCUGCGGAGGGAGAGGAUGAGGCAGUACGGGGAGUGUCUUCAUGACUGUCCAGCCGGAUACUACGGCAUGCGCAGCCCCGAACUCAACAUGUGCUCCAGGUGCAGGAUAGAGAACUGCGAGUCCUGCUUCAGUAAAGACUUCUGCACCAAGUGCAAGUUGGGUUUUUACCUACACAAAGGGCGCUGCUUUGAUAAGUGCCCCGAGGGCUUUGCUCCGCUGGAGGACACUAUGGAGUGUGGAGAGGGCUGUGAGGUGGGCCAGUGGAGCGAAUGGGGAGCCUGCACCAGGAGAAACAAAACCUGCGGCUAUAAGUGGGGUCUGGAGACCCGGACACGGCACAUUGUAAAGAAACCACCCAAGGACACAAUACCCUGUCCCACUAUCGCUGAGUCCAGGAUGUGCAAAAUGGCCAUGAGGCAUUGCAGGAGAGGUGGCUCAGGGAAGCACCGUGCCAAAGAACCAAAGAAGAAGAACAAGCAAAGACUGCGGUUUCGGGCCCAGAACCAGCACAGUGACCACUUGGCCUCUGCGCGCUCCAGCCAGUGAGAGCUGAAACUACCCAUUGAACAAAGAACCAACGCAAAGCUGCUAGACGCUGCUGCACCCAUAUUCU